Molecule: messenger RNA, 919 nt
Organism: Coffea arabica (coffee)
Lineage: Eukaryota; Viridiplantae; Streptophyta; Magnoliopsida; Gentianales; Rubiaceae
Source: RefSeq, a predicted model, not a curated record
CUAAAAUUAUUAGAAACCUCAGGAAAUUAUUCCUAAAAUAUUUCCUCCACACAAGACACAGUGUUCCCAUCCUAGUUCUUAUAAAUAGGGCUUUAGCUCAAUGCACUUGUCACUAGAUAUCAAUAAAUUUUGCACGUCAUUUAUAUUUUGAGCGAAAUUGUGAUCAAAUGGCGUCUUCAAAAAGUUUGCUCUUUCUUUUUGGUGUUCUCUUCGCACUUGUACUCCUCAUUUCCGCUGAUGUAACAACAGCAGAUCAGGAGACCACGAAGGCCACUGGUGUCCACGAUGCCAGCUCAGGUGAGGCUCAUCAGGAUCCUGUAAUCGUAGAUCGUUGCGCAUUUGGUUGUUGCCGCUUGUUCCAUGGACUUUGCUUUAGAUGCUGUCCACCUGCUGAGAAGACCCCUAAUAUUGAAUUUGGAGAUGAGGUUAAGAAUUAAAGCUAAGUCAAUAAGGAUGUGAGAUCCGUAACACCUAUAUUAUUACCUUAAUAUGUUGUGUUUGUCUUGAUGGUUGAUUUCCUCUUAUGCGUAAAAAGGACUCGUGGAGCUUCUCUUUGACUUGGUGUAGAAUCAACAGGGGAGGCAUGUAAUGAGUACUCAGCUCGACUGCCCUUCUUGUGUUGUUGUCAUGUUGAAUAAAUAAAUCUACUUGAUCAUCUACGACACUUGAUGAUCUCUAUCUCAGUUACAUCAGAAACUUCUGUACCUUGGACUUGCUAGAAUUUAGUGUGAUUGAUACAAGACGUGCAGAAUGUUCAAUAUAUGUAUAUACGUGCUUCUUCAUCGUCCCAUGUCUUUACAGUGUAAAAUAAUUCAGUAAACCCAAUCCUGUUCCUUCCUGAGAAAGGAACUAAAGUCCUUUAAAUGGAUAUUUUGGAUGCUAUCAAGGGUUUGAAUGGAUUGCCAUUUAGAGAUCUGAA